GUUUACUAAGUUACUACUAUAAACACUGACGACGGUCUACUAAUUCUAGCUGGUAUAGUGCUUACCGCUAAUUCUGGCUGCCAACAAGGUGACGCGGCCUUUGACUUAGAAUAUAACCUGAAACGUUACGAACCUUCACAGCAAAUCUCAGUGAACCCUGCCAGUGACUCGGAAUUAGCUCAGGUGUAUGCAGCAUGACCCACGACACCAAAACCAGUUUACCCCCAUUUCUAGAAUCCCUAGCACCAGAUUCCAGCGUUCCAUAUAUAAAUGCUCUUUGUCCUGCCAGUGAUGAUAUACCACCUGUACAUGUGCACUGGUGGCCUUGCAAACGAGUAGGUGUGUCACCCUCCACAAUUCUGCUCUUUAUACCAGGAAAUCCUGGAAUGAUUGACUUUUAUCAUCCAUUUCUCACUGCAAUACACAACCAGGACAGGUCUGGGACACUGGCGAUACUGUCGCAUUCGCAUAUCGGACAUGACCCUGCUGCGCCGGCAAGCCACACUCCAUUUAAUCAUACGUUGCCGUUUCAGAUACAAAAUUCCCUUCGAAUUUUUGAUGUUAUGAGCCUCUCUUUUGGUGCCAAUACACGUACCGUGAUCGCUGGCCACAGCGUUGGUUCAUGGGUAGCUCUGCAGGUCUUGAAACUACGAUCCACUGCCGUUGCAGGGGUUUUCUUCCUUUUCCCGACUCUCACAGACAUUGCUUGUACACCGAAUGGUCGACUCUUGUCGCGAUUGUUUCGGCCUCCGUUUCCGCGCAUUGUAUCACAGGUUGCUCGGUUAUUGCGUCUUAUGCCCCUAACCAUCCUUUGUCGGUUGUUUCCACAAUACCCGAUCUCCCAAGCUCGCGUCCUUCAGUCAUUUCUGCUAUCUCCUUCGUCGAUAUUUGCGGCGAUGACGAUGGCACACGAUGAAAUGCUCAGCAUCAGAGAACUGGACGUUGCCACCUUGGACACAUAUCGACAUCAGAUUUGGUUUUACUUCGCAGAGACCGAUGACUGGGUUGACCAAGGAAGAGAAACGAUUCUCCAGGUCUUCAAGGCAGAUCCUGGCACUGUGAAAGUCGUGCACGGACACUACGAGAUCCCGCAUGCGUUCUGCAUCAUGAAGAACUAGCAGCGGAGUGCUAUGAGUGGCUCGUUUCUGGGGGAUUUGUAUGACAUUAGACGCACUGCCACUUUUACCCUUAACCACCAAUUAUAUAUUGCGCUGUUUAUCACGCCGUUCUGCAGUUCUCUUCCAUUUUGCUUUCAUUGAUAAAUACAUAUUGAGCUACAGUUGCAGCAAAGUUGCAGUACUACCAGCAAUGUUGUUAUUAACCUGGGUUAUAACGUGUACUAUCCCUUCCGGUGCAAUUGGUACCCCACAGAAGUGGGUAGUCAUGCAAA
Suillus discolor is the source of this 1390-nucleotide messenger RNA. RefSeq lists its product as uncharacterized. The coding region runs from base 195 to 1118 and encodes 307 amino acids. Lineage: Eukaryota; Fungi; Basidiomycota; Agaricomycetes; Boletales; Suillaceae. The transcript has 5 exons. The record is from RefSeq and is a predicted model, not a curated record. Gene Ontology annotation, molecular function: lipase activity. Gene Ontology annotation, biological process: lipid storage. Gene Ontology annotation, cellular component: lipid droplet.